Molecule: messenger RNA, 2985 nt
Organism: Magnolia sinica
Lineage: Eukaryota; Viridiplantae; Streptophyta; Magnoliopsida; Magnoliales; Magnoliaceae
Product: receptor-like protein 7
Exons: 3
Coding region: 1-2985 (994 amino acids)
Molecular function (GO): protein binding
Source: RefSeq, a predicted model, not a curated record
AUGGCUCUCUUCUUUUCUUCUAAAAACAACCCAGCAUUUCUCAUUCUCUUCUUUUUAUCAUCUCUUCUCUUUCUCACUACCCAACAAUGCAACCAUCAUCACUUCUCUGCUUUACUCCACCUCAAGCAUGGUUUUCACUUCUCUCGUUACAGCCUCUCUACUCUCCCCUCUUGGAAUUCAAACAAUACCGAUUGCUGCUCUUGGGAACGCAUCACGUGCGAUGGACCCACUGGUCACGUGAUCAGCCUCGACCUCAGUGAGCUCUUUAUCUCUGGUCGGAUUGAUUUUGAAAGCCUCUUUCGUCUUCGGAGCCUGCAGAAGCUCAACCUCGCUGACAAUUACUUCGAUCCCUCUCCAAUCCCAUCUGGGUUUGACCAGCUCACCAGUUUGACCCAUCUCAACCUCUCUCACCUAUCCUUUUACGGCCAAAUCCCACGGGAAAUCUCCCGCUUGACCACUUUGGUUUCUCUCGAUCUUUCUUCCAAUGAAUAUUGGAAUGGUUCCUCCGGUAAAUACCUGAAACUCGAAAACCCAAGCAUUGGAGCAGUCGUCCAAAACCUGUCCAAUCUGAGUGAACUCUAUCUGGACUGGCUCCAUUUCUUAUCUGAACUCGAUAUCAGUCGAAACAAUCUCUCAUCUGCAGUGCCCAAUUUCAUAGGCAACUUAUCCUCCUGGACAUCCCUGCUCCUUACAGAGUGUGGAUUGCAUGGAAAAUUCCCUGACAGUGUUUUCCAGCUGCCAAAUCUACAAAUCAUCGACAUAUCAGACAAUCCACUUGUAGCUAUCAAUUUGCCGGAGUUCCCUCAAAACAAUACUCUACAGCGAUUGAUCCUUUCAUACACUGGAUUAUCAGGAAAGUUACCAGAUUCUCUCGGUAAUCUCAAAUUCUUGACUGAUUUAGCCCUCAGCAAUUGCAACUUGUCAGGAUCAUUACCAUCCUCACUUUGGAACCUUACCAAACUGCAAUACUUGGAUCUUUCAUACAAUAGAUUGAGCGGCCCAAUUCCUUCUUCAUAUGGAAACGGGCUUCUGAAUCUCAAACAGAUCAGCUUAUGGAAUAAUUUGCUCAAUGGGACCAUUCCAUCAUCAUUGCUUUCACUUCCAUCAUUACAAGGGUUGUAUCUGGGAGGUAACCAACUUAGCGGUCAACUUGGCGAGUUCCACUCUUCUUCACAGCUGGAGAACCUCUAUUUGGAUAGCAAUAAAUUUCAGGGGAUGAUACCCAGAUUUAUCUUUCAACUUACCAACCUUCGAGAACUUUACCUUUCUUCCAAUGAUUUCAGUGGUGUUGUGGAGCUAGGCUUAUUUCAAAACCUCAAAAACCUUUACUCUUUGGAUCUUUCAGAUAACAACUUGUCAGUCCAAUAUGGCAGUGGUAAUUCCACAUUUGUUUCCAUCCCCCAGUUUCAAUCUUUGUUGUUACGUUCUUGCAACAUCAGCACACUUCCAAAUUUCUUGAGAAAUCAAGAGCAGUUGAGGCAAUUGGACCUUUCCAACAAUAAAAUUAGUGGUGAAAUACCCAAAUGGAUAUGGGAGGUUGGCAAUGGGUCUUUAAACUCUUUAAAUCUAUCUCACAAUGUUCUGCAGGGAAUAGUACCAUCUCCCCAUCUUUUGUUGAGUGACUUCAGUGUUCUGGACAUUAGCUCCAACAACCUAGAAGGCUCACUUCCUAUCCCACCACCUUCCAUCUUUUUUUUUUCAGUUUCAAACAAUAGCCUUGGUGGUGAAAUUCCUCGAUCAGUUUGCAAUGCAACAUACCUAACAGUCCUUGAUUUAUCUCACAAUCACUUCAUUGGUCAGAUUCCACCAUGUUUGGGUGAGAUUGGUGAUAGCCUCAGUGUGUUGAAUCUUCAAGGAAAUGCUUUCAAUGGCACCUUACUUCAGACAUUUAAAGAGGGAUGUAACAUAGAAAUGCUUGAUCUCAGUGGGAAUCAAUUAGAGGGUCAAGUGCCAAGGUCUUUGGUCAAUUGCAAAAUGUUAGAGGUAUUAAACCUUGCAAACAAUCAAAUACAUGACACCUUCCCUUUUUGGUCGGAAGCUUUAUCCCAGUUGCGUGUUUUCGUCUUGAGAUCCAACCAAUUUCAUGGCACAAUUGGGCAUCCUCUAACAAAUCAAGCUUUUCCUCUGUUACAAAUUUUCGACGUCUCUUUCAAUAGCUUUGAGGGUAAUUUGCCAUCAAAUAUGUUCAAGAGCUGGAAGGCAAUGAUGGAAGACGACAAAUCCCAAUCUUUGGUCCUUGGAAAAAUGAUAUACGGUAGAAGUUCCAUAUACUAUCAAAACAAAGUGUCUGUAGUGAGCAAAGGGCAAAUGAUCAUACACGGUAGAAGUUCCAUAUACUAUCAAAACAAAGUGUCUGUAGUGAGCAAAGGGCUAAUGAUGGAAGUGGUAAAGAUCCUUACUGCCUUCACUGUAGUGGAUCUCUCAAGGAACAAAUUUUAUGGGCAUAUCCCAGAAUCAAUUGGGGAUCUAAAGUCACUCCUUGUGCUUAAUAUGUCCAACAAUGAUUUAACAGGCGGAAUUCCAACAUCACUACAGAAUCUAAGGGAUCUAGAAUCAUUAGAUCUCUCACAUAAUAAAUUGUCUGAAGAGAUCCCUUGGCAGCUAACAGAGCUAACAUUCCUUGCAGUUUUGAAUCUCUCACAGAAUUUCCUCAUAGGCAAAAUACCACAAAGUCGGCAGUUUCUUACAUUUAAUAAUGAAUCAUUCAAAGGAAACUUAGGAUUGUGUGGACCUCCACUAGCAAACAAAUGCGAAGAUGCAAAGAGUGCACCAUCGCCCACUUUGUCAACAUUGCAAUCUGAAAGGAAAUAUGAUUGGGAAUUAAUGUGGUUAGGAUUUGGAGUUGGAUAUGGAGUAGGUGUAGGGAUGCUUUUCUGGACUCUAGCACUUUGGAGGAAGGGAAGAAGAGAAUUCUAUAUAUUUGUUGAUGGAAUGCUUUCUUUGAUUUUUCCUUCCAUGUUGUUUGUUGCAUUUACACCUUCUUGA